AUGGCCAUGAAAACUCUUUUGACCACAAAAAUGGUUGAAGAAACUUUGGUAAGGGAACAUAUUCUUAAAUUGAUGAGUCUAUUGAACGAGCUGGAAAUUCUUAGUGCGGUUAUUGAUAAGGAGUCUCAGGUUAAGAUGGUCCUACAGACUCUGCCAGACAGUUUUCAGCAGUUUUGCUUGAAUUAUAACAUGAAUAAGAUGGACUUAUCUCUUGUGAAACUGUUGAAUGAGCUGCAAGCGGCAGAAUCUAUCAUUAAGCAACAAGCUCCUCCUGCGACGUUGAUGGUUGACAAAUUUUUGUCUUCGACUUCUAAGCCAAAAGGCGAAAAAAAAUAA
Molecule: messenger RNA, 336 nt
Organism: Capsicum annuum
Lineage: Eukaryota; Viridiplantae; Streptophyta; Magnoliopsida; Solanales; Solanaceae
Exons: 1
Coding region: 1-336 (111 amino acids)
Source: RefSeq, a predicted model, not a curated record